UUUUUUUUUUUUUUCAACCAUCAACUAACCACGAAAUCAUUUUUCUGGUAUUCCAAUAAGUUUUUUGGCGUAUUUCAGAUUCAACGCGAAUUCAGCUUUUGCGCAUUUUCAGGCUGUCGGAGAGAAAAAGUCAUAGAUUUGGGCUAAUCGGGAAAAACUUUGAGCAGCGGAAACAGUGCGCCCUCUCGACAGACGACGGAUUUUGAAGGGAGACUUUUUUGACCAGGAACCGGUUUUUCGUUCUCUCUCGUUGAUCAACCGCACAACGCACUUUCUCACCUCCACCAGACGAAAGAGCAGCCACGAAAGAGUGUCUGGUGCGAAUUGUUGUUAAUUGGCUUGCCUUGUUACGCAUUUUUAUGAUCUCGAAUUAGCAUUGUGGGUGCAUUGGUUUCUACAGAGCAAACCUAAGGAAUCAUCUCGCAGAGAAACAGAAAAAUACUUCAACUAGAUCGAAGAUGGACGUCAAUGGACUGCAUCAGUGCUUUGCGUCCACGCUAGAUGCUGAUAUCAACAUUCGACGACAUGCGGAGCUGCAGCUCGGUGAGGCGAGCGCUGCUCCUGGUUUCAUUGGAGCCUGUCUUGAUAUCGUCCAGUCACAGCCUUUCGGAACGGUUCAGAUUUCAGCUGCCGUUUAUUUAAAAAACAAGGUGAUCAAGAACUGGGAAUUCAAGGAACUCAAGACAAGUGCCAUCGCCGAAGACGAGAAACCCGGCUUCCGAGAACGAUUGAUUCCGGCAAUCAUUUCCGCUCCCCCGCAGACUCAGCAGCAUCUGAUCCAGAUCCUGAACCGCGUCAUCACCUACGACUAUCCUGCGAAAUGGCCGACCUUUUUGGAUCACAUGAUGCAGCUCCUGCAUUCGCAGGACGUCAAGCAUAUCCACACCGGCCUGAUAUGCCUCAGCGAGGUCUCGAACGCUUUCCGAUGGAGAAACCAUGAGGCUAGAUUACAGCUCGAUCCGGUGUUGGAGGGUGCGUUCCCGCGCGCAGUGGAGAUUGGCAGAAGCAUUCUUGAAGAGAAUAGUGUUAUUGCUGGAGAUAUGAUGCGUCUGAUCAUGAAGAGUUACCGAUCCGCCAUCUACCUUGAAUUGUCGCCUCGCCUGCAGGACCAGAACUCGUUACUCCAAUGGGGAAACCUCUUCCUACAGGUCGUAGGCAAGGAACUCCCAGCGGAAGCAGUGCCUGAAGACGAAGAUGACAGAGAGCAAAACCAGUGGUGGAAGGCAAAGAAAUGGGCGCACCGCGACCUUAACCUGCUUUUCUCCAAGUACGGCGACCCCAAUCUUCUUACCGAUUCAAUGGCCGAGUACAAGGAGUUCGCCAAGACGUUUGCAGCGAACUUCGCCCCCGAGAUUCUCAAAGCGUAUCUCCUCCAGAUCGAGAAGUGGGCCGGCAAGACUCUCUGGCUCAGCAAGCCGGUUAUUAAUUCGGUUGUCGAGUACUUUGACCAGUGUAUUCGAACCAAGAGCACCUGGGAUAUUCUCAAGCCCCACGUCGACAGCUUGGUUGCGCACGUCAUCUUCCCUCUGUUGUGUCUGUCGACUGAAGAUAUGGAGUUGUUUGAAGAUGAUCCGGUUGAAUAUAUUCACAAGCGAUUGGAUAUCUUUGACGAGAACCCGACUCCGGAUGUCACUGCGACCAACUUUUUGAUCACACUGGCGGAGCGCCGACGAAAGUCAACGUUCAACAACAUUCUCUCAUUCAUCAACGGCGUCGUGGUGGCUCAGGAGGCUAACGUCAAUGAUGAAACACUUGCCAGACAGAAAGAAGGUGCGCUGCGAAUGAUGGGCUCCUUGUCCCACAUCAUCUUGGGCAAGAAGAGUCCUGUUGCGGGAAUGAUGGAGUCUUUCUUCGUCGCGCACAUCUUCCACGAUUUCCAGAGUCCCUUUGGCUUCUUGCGUGUCCGUGCAUGUGAGCUUUUGAACAGGUUCUCAGACGCCGAGUUCAAGGAUCCCAACAACAUCAGCAUAAUCUACUCAAACAUAGCAGCGUGCCUGAACGACAAGCACCUGCCCGUGCAAAUUGAGGCCGCGCUCGCGCUGCAGCCCCUGGCGCGCCAUGAAUCGAUCCGCAACGCGCUGUCGCAAAAUAUCAAGGCGGUGAUGGCGAAGCUGAUGGAGCUUACGAAGAAGAUCGAUAUGGACCCGUUGAUUGGCGUGAUGGAGGAUUUCGUCGACAUGUUUUCCGAGCAGCUUGCGCCGUUUGCGGUUGAGCUUGCGGAGCAGCUGCGCGACCAGUUCCUGCGGAUCCUGAGCGAGAUCAUCGAGAAGCAAAACGUUGAUCCCGAUCAGUAUGAGGAAGCCGAUCUCAGCGACUUUGACGAGAAGAUCAUGGCCGCGCUUGGCAUUAUCAACACGCUGGGCACUUUGCUGCUCAGCUUGGAUAACUCUCCAGAGUUGGUUAUCCAGAUCGAGCACGCAAUCACUCCAGUGGUGUCGGCGGUGCUGGAGAGCAAGGAGAUGGAUAUGUAUGGCGAGAUUUUCGAGCUCAUCGAUUCCAGCAGCUACUGUCUCAAGCGCAUCACGCCCAACCUGUGGGGUCUGUUUGGACUGAUCCACAGCUCAUUCAAGGACUCGGUCGACUAUUUCGACGAGCUUCUUCCCGCGCUUGAGAACUACGUCACCUACGGCGCCGAGGAGAUGAAGACGAACCCGAAUUACGUCGCCGCGAUGGUCGAUAUCGUCAACACCGUCUUCUUGAGCGAUGACAGACUGGGCGUUAACGACCGCACUGAUGCGUGCAGACUGAUACAGACGCUACUUCUGCACAUCAAGGAGGGUAUGAACAGUUACCUGCCAUUCUUCAUCGGUCUGGCGAUGGACAGACUCGGCCGAAUCGCGAACGACUCGGAUCUGAAGAACAAGACGUACUUUGUCAGCUUGCUGGAGGUCGUCAUCAACUGCAUCUACUGCAACCCGGUGUUGACGUUCAGCUACCUCGAGGAAAGCGGGCAGACUGCCAACUUCUUUAACCUGUGGUUCAGCAACAUUGCAAGCCUCAGCCGGGUUCAUGACAAGCGUCUGUCUGCGAUGGCUAUCCUGUCCAUCCUCGUUCUGCCCGAGGCCAGCGUGCCAGAGUCGAUCCGACCUGGUCUGCCGCAGCUUCUUCAUGGCCUGCUACAGAUUCUGCAGAGUCUGCCCGCGGCGCUUGAGAAGCGUGAAAAGCUGACGAAGGAGUUUGAAGGUGAGGGCUUGAACAAUUUCUACGACUAUAGCAAUCUCAACACCGGCGACUGGGACGACGAAGAUGACGACGAGGCUACUGAGGAAAACGGCACGGAUGAGUACGUCAACUUUCUGAGCAAAGAGGCGCUGCGUCUGCAGCAGAAGCAGAACGAGUUUGUGGAGGAGGAAGAGUACGAGGACGAGCCGCUGGAGGAAGAGACGCUGUACGAGUCGCCGCUCGACAGGAUCAACGUCUACAUCGUCUUCCGCGACGUGUUUUUGUCGUUGCAGCAAGAUCCUGCGAAGAACGAGGUGCUCGCGAGAGAGUUCUCGGCCGAAGAACGUACAGUGGUCGAAUCAAUCAUGCAGCAGGCAUACAAAGACGAAGCGGACUUGGCUCAGGCUCAAGCUGCCCAGCAGCAGCAGCAGCCGCAAGCUUAGUUAGUUUUGAAAAACUACAUUCCAAAAACACAUAUAUGAUGCAUUCCCCCUUCUCUUGGAAGAGAAAGACCUAAUGACACUCUUUCUCUGAAUGACCCUUUAUUUUCAUCCUUGUUUUUUGUUUGAUUUUCCCUUGCGCUGCUAUGUCGUUCCGACGACAUUUUUAAAAUUCACUUUUCAUUAGUUUUUUUUUCAUGUUUUUUAUUUAUAUAGUUCGAUUGAGUAACGUUUGGGAGCUAAGUACGAAGGCGAGCGAGUGGUGAAAGAGGAAAAUUGUUAUUGUCCAGAUCUUUUUUUUUAUAUAUAUUUUUGUCACAUUCUUUUUACUAUUUCUGCAAUAUACGUAUCACGUUUACUGUUUGUGAUGACUCAGUCACUAGUAGCUGAAAUAACGAAGAGAUCGCGUUAGACAUAUAU
Messenger RNA from Myxozyma melibiosi, 4022 nucleotides. Its product is annotated as putative nonsense-mediated mRNA decay protein. Gene Ontology annotation, molecular function: small GTPase binding. Gene Ontology annotation, cellular component: nuclear envelope; cytosol. The transcript is spliced from 5 exons. Gene Ontology annotation, biological process: protein import into nucleus. Bases 459 to 3605 code for a protein of 1048 amino acids. NCBI's taxonomy places the organism in Eukaryota, Fungi, Ascomycota, Lipomycetes, Lipomycetales, Lipomycetaceae. The record is from RefSeq and is a predicted model, not a curated record.